CUUUCUGCACUAGUGUACACUAGUGACACCGAAGCGUUCUUUAUUGCAGUGCAACGUAGAACAAAACCGUUCUUUAUUGCAGUGUAACCAAGUUCAGUGCGAUAGUUCAGUGUACUCGCUGCCCUAGGUCUGAGGCAGGGUCAGGCAGUGCAGUGCAAGGACCGGGUAAGUAAAUAUGGCUGAAAACAUAAAUAGUAAUAUAAAUAAAAUCAGCUGAAAGCAAAGUCAUGGAAAGUGAAACAGCAAUUAUACAAAGAGAUGCGGCAGGAAAUAUUUUAAUUGAUGAAAAUGGAUUUGUUACUUGCAUUUCUGAAGGAGGGCUGGAAUUUCAAAUUUGUUAUUCAGAGAUCAAUUUUAACUGCGACUCCAUAAAUUGUACGGUAAACAACAAGUCAAUGUUCAUUCCGUUAAAUGAUAAUAAUAACGAAAGCAAUAAAGAAAAUCAACAAGACAACUACACGGAAAAUAGAAUACCAGAAAGCUCAGAAAGUAUAGAAGAAACAUUUUCAUGGUCAGAUGCAAGCACAAAAUUAUUUUUAUGUUUGUAUAAAGAAAAAAUACAUUUACUUACGACAAGAAAAAUUAGAAACAAAAAAGUAUUAUGGCAAAAAAUAGCAGAAGAAAUGAAUAUACAAGGCUAUAAUGUAUCAAAUAUACAAACUGAAAAUAAAUUUAAAUCAUUAGAAAGAGCUUACAAAAAUAUGAUUACAAAUAACAAAAAAACUGGCAGAAGUAGAGUAACAUGUCCAUAUGAAACAGAAUUGACGGAUUUAAUUGGGAGUAAACAUAAUAUUGAACCUCUAAUCACAUCUGGAAAUAAAGGCACAAUACUGAGAACUGACAGAACUACACCUACGUUCACUAGUGGUGUAUCUGAAACAGAAAAUAUACCGACAGGAAGUAACGCAUCAGCCAGUCAAGAUAUUUCAAUAUUUGAAUCGGGAACAACCAACCAAGAAUCAAUGCCAAUAGCAACAACACCAACUAUGUCUAAUCAGUCUAAUCUACAAAACACACUUUCUGUUGAAGAAAUGCAAAGCAGAAACAAAAGGCAAAUGGGCACAACAGCAAAAGUUUUGCAAUCGUGUCAAGAAAGUAUGAAAGAACUGAUAGAACGUAUUCAAGAAGAAAAGCACGAUAAAAUUGAAAGAGAAAAAGAGAUAUUAAUGGAAUAUAGACAAAUGAGACAAUCGUAUGAAAAAUAUUUAGACAAAGUACAGGAGCAAUUGAUAAUUGCAAACAAAAUGAGAGAAGAAAGAAAUAAUUUAUUAAAAGCUUAUCUUGAUAAACAAACUAAAUAAUUAAUUAAGAGUU
Messenger RNA from Temnothorax curvispinosus, 1314 nucleotides. RefSeq lists its product as uncharacterized. The coding region runs from base 228 to 1301 and encodes 357 amino acids. The record is from RefSeq and is a predicted model, not a curated record. Lineage: Eukaryota; Metazoa; Arthropoda; Insecta; Hymenoptera; Formicidae. The transcript is spliced from 5 exons.